UAAGAACCUGUAGUGGUUUAUGACCUAGACUUUGGCCCACCAGCUCAGUCUUCUGAAGGUCCUCUUCCCUGAACUGUUCUAAAUGCUUUAAUUCCAGGAAAGGAAAAUGUGCCUCACCUGCCCGAAGAACAGCAUCUGCUUCUAGCCAAGAUCUCCUCAUCACAAAGGUGAAGAAAGAGUAUCAAGUUAAGAAAGCAGAGGACCAAAAGGUGAAUCUUGAUGAGUAAUGUGGGCCAUGGAGCCAGGCCACCUUCUCUGGGCUCUACUGUUCAUGCAGUCCUUCUGGCCACUACUGACGGAUGGGGCCACUCGAAUCUACUACCUGGGCAUUCAGGACGUGCAGUGGAACUAUGCUCCCAAGGGGAGGAAUAUCAUCACAAACCAGCCUCUGGACAGUGACAAAGAGGCUUCCAGAUUUCUAAAGCCUGACAAGAACAGGAUAGGGAGCAGCUACAAGAAGACCAUCUAUAAGGAAUACAAGGAUGACUCUUACAUGGAUGAAGUGGUCCAGCCUGCCUGGUUGGGCUUCUUGGGGCCAGUGUUACAGGCUGAGGUGGGGGAUGUCAUCCUUAUCCACCUGAAGAAUUUUGCCUCUCGUCCCUAUACAAUCCACCCCCAUGGCGUUUUCUAUGAAAAGGACUCAGAAGGUUCCCUAUACCCAGAUGGCUCUUCUGGGCCACUGAAAGAUGAUGAUUCUAUUCCCCCGGGAGGCAGCCAUAUAUACAACUGGACCAUUCCAGAAAGUCAUGCCCCCACCAAUGCUGACCCAGCAUGCCUCACUUGGAUCUACCAUUCUCACGUAGAUGCUCCAAGAGACAUUGCAACUGGCCUCAUUGGACCCCUCAUCACAUGUAAGAGAGGAACUCUGGAUGGGAAUUCCCCUCCUCAGAGGCAGGAUGUGAACUAUAAUUUCUUCCUGCUCUUCAGUGUGGUGGAUGAGAACCUUAGCUGGCACCUCAAUGAGAACAUUGCCACUUACUGUUUAGAACCUGCCUCAGUGGAUAAAGAAGAGGAGGCCUUUCAGGAGAGCAACAGAAUGCAUGCAAUCAAUGGCUUUGUCUUUGGAAACUUACCAGAGCUGAGCAUGUGUGCACAUAAACAUGUGGCCUGGCACUUGUUUGGCAUGGGCAAUGAAGUGGAUGUCCACACAGCUUUCUUUUAUGGACAGAUGCUGACCAUCCGUGGACACCGCACUGAUGUGACUAACAUAUUUCCAGCCACUUUUGUGACAGCUGAGAUGGUACCUCAGAAGCCUGGCAUCUGGUUAAUUAGCUGUCAAGUGAACAGUCAUUUGCAAAGUGGCAUGCAGGCACUCUACAAGAUCGAGUCUUGCUCUAUGGACCCUCCUGUGGAGCAGCUCACAGGCAAAGUUCGGCAGUACUUCAUUGAGGCCCAUGAGAUUCAAUGGGACUAUGGCCCAAUGGGACAUGAUGGGAGUACUGGGAAGAGUUUGAGAGAACCAGGAAGUAGUUCAGAUAAAUUCUUCAAGAUGAGCUCCAGUAGAAUUGGAGGUACUUACUGGAAAGUUCAAUAUGAAGCCUUCCAAGAUGAAACAUUCCAGGAGAAAGUGCAGCUGGAGGAAGAAAAGCAUCUUGGAAUCCUGGGGCCAGUGAUCCGGGCUGAGGUGGGUGACACGAUCCAGGUGGUCUUCUACAACCGUGCCUCCCAGCCAUUUAGCAUGCAACCCCAUGGGGUCUUUUAUGAAAAAGACUACGAGGGCACUGUAUAUAAUGAUGGCUCAUCCCACCUUGGCUUGAUGGCCAAGCCCUUUGAGAAAGUAACAUACCACUGGACAGUCCCUCCCCAUGCUGGUCCUACUGCUCAGGAUCCUCUUUGUCUCACCUGGAUGUACUACUCUGCUGUGGAUCCUAUAAGAGAUACAAAUUCUGGCUUGGUGGGCCCCCUGCUGGUGUGCAAAACUGGUGCCUUGGGUGCAGAUGGUGUGCAGAAAGGGGUAGAUAAAGAAUUCUUUCUCCUCUUCACUGUGUUUGAUGAGAACAAGAGCUGGUACAUCAAUGCUAAUAAAGCAGCUGCUAUGUUGGAUUCCCGACUGCUCUCAGAGGAUGUCAAGGGCUUCCAGGACUCCAAUCAAAUGCAUGCCAUUAAUGGGUUUCUGUUCUCUAACCUGCCCAGGCUGGACAUGUGCAAGGGUGAUACAGUGGCCUGGCAUCUGCUUGGCCUGGGCACAGAGACUGAUGUGCAUGGAGUGAUGUUCCAGGGCAACACUGUGCAGCUUCAGGGCAUGAGGAAAGGUGCAGCCAUGCUCUUUCCUCAUACCUUUGUCAUGGCCACCAUGCAGGCCGACAACCCUGGGACAUUUGAAAUUUACUGCCAAGCAGGGAGCCACCAAGAAGCAGGAAUGCGUGCAAUCUAUAAUGUGUCCUAUUGUCCUGGCCGGCAAGGCAGCCCUCACCAACACUACCAAGCUUCAAGAGUCUACUAUAUCAUGGCAGAAGAGUUGGAGUGGGAUUACUGCCCUGAUAGGAGCUGGGAACUGGAAUGGCACAACCAGCCUGAAGAAGAAAGUUAUGGUCACAUUUUCCUGAGCAGCAAGGAUGGGCUCCUAGGUUCCCGAUACAAGAAAGCUGUAUUCAGGGAAUAUACUGAUGGUACUUUCAAGAUCCCUCGGCCAAGGUCUGGAGCAGAACACUUGGGAAUCUUGGGUCCACUUAUCAGAGGAGAAGUUGGUGAUAUCUUGAUUGUGGUGUUCAAGAAUAAUGCGAGCCGCCCCUACUCUGUGCACGCCCAUGGAGUGCUAGAAUCUAGCACUGGCUGGCCACGGGCUGCUGAGCCUGGUGAGGUGCUCACUUACCAGUGGAACAUUCCAGAGAGAUCUGGUCCUGGACCAAAUGAUUCUGCCUGUGUUUCCUGGAUCUAUUAUUCUGCAGUGGAUCCCAUCAAGGACCUGUACAGUGGUCUAGUAGGACCCUUGGCUAUCUGCCGAAAAGGCACCCUGGAGUCCCAUGGAGAACGAAGUGAUGUGGAUCGGGAAUUUGCCUUGUUGUUUUUGAUCUUUGAUGAGAACCAGUCUUGGUAUCUAGAGGAGAAUGUGGCAACCUAUGGACCCCAAGAACCAGGCUUUGUUAACCUACAGAAUAAAACUUUCUUGGAGAGCAAUAAAAUGCAUGCCAUCAAUGGGAAGCUCUAUGCCAACCUCAGGGGUCUUACCAUGUACCAAGGAGAACGAGUGGCCUGGUACAUGCUGGCCAUGGGCCAAAAUGUUGAUCUACACACUGUCCAUUUCCAUGCAGAGAGCUUCCUCUAUCAGAAUGGACAGACCUACCGGGCAGAUGUGUUGGAUCUGUUUCCAGGGACCUUUGAGGUUGUGGAGAUGGUGGCCAGCAACUCUGGGACAUGGCUAAUACACUGCCAUGUGGCUGACCAUGUCCAUGCUGGCAUGGAGACCCUCUUUACUGUCUUGUCCCAAGAAGAAUACUUAAACACUGUCACUACCAUCACCAAAGAGACUGCAAAAGCAGCAAUCGUAAGAGACAUUGGAGAUGGCAACAUGAAGAUGCUGGGUAUGCAGAUCCCCAUAAAACAUGUUGAGAUACUAACUUCUGUUUUAAUUGCCAUGGGCAUUAUCCUCCUACUUGUUGCUCUGGCUCUUGGUGGUGUGGUCUGGUACCAGCAUCGGCAAAGAAAGCUACGACGCAACAGAAGAUCAAUCUUGGAUGAUAACUUCAAACUUCUUUCUCUCAAGCAGUAAUAAACGGAGCCUGGAGGUAUCCCCAAGAAGCACAAAUAGAAUGUACUCAAAGGUUUCCAGUGUGUCAAUGACUAACAGCUGACUCUAUUGUCAAAGGAUCAUGGGUGGUGGAGAGACAAAGACCAGAAUCAAAAUUAUUUGGGUAUUUCUUCAUUUAUUUAUUUAUAUGGAAAUUAUGUGUUCUCAUUAUUUCUGUAGUUUCUUUGCUUCACUUUGGGAUCUGGGACUGAGAAUGUCCCUGCUGGUAUCCUAUAACACAAAUUUGAACAGCUAAAUUAUAUCAUGCUCAACUCUUGGAAGAUUUGAAAAUUUCUAUAAAUGGAUCCUUCUCACAAA
Heterocephalus glaber (naked mole-rat) is the source of this 4045-nucleotide messenger RNA. RefSeq names its product hephaestin (gene Heph). Gene Ontology annotation, molecular function: copper ion binding; ferroxidase activity. Gene Ontology annotation, biological process: iron ion transport. The record is from RefSeq and is a predicted model, not a curated record. Gene Ontology annotation, cellular component: plasma membrane. Lineage: Eukaryota; Metazoa; Chordata; Mammalia; Rodentia; Bathyergidae.